AUGGCACCUGAGCUGACAUUGGAUAACUUGUUAUCUGCUUUAGAUGCAGCAAGUUCCCAAACGGAUACUGCUACACGCGAGUCUGGCGAGAAGCUGCUCCAGGAAUUGCAGACCGCUCCAGGCUAUUAUGCGGCCUUGCAAAAUGUGUACAUAGACAGGGCCCAUGAUCAGUCAAGGCGUUGGCUGAGCAUAAUUCUAUUAAAAAAUGGUACUCAAACACAUUGGAGAAAAACAGCGAAAGAUCAUAUUAGUGAUGCCGAGAAAUCUGAAAUACGUAAUAGACUUUUCAUCAAUCUUUCGGAGCCGAACAGACAGCUUUUGAUGCAGAAUGCUACGACAGUUUCACAGAUCGCGAGGAUUGACUUUCCUCGAGAGUGGCCAGACUUAUUUGACCAACUUAGCAGCAUAUUAAUGGAAGCGAUUAAUGAACAAAAUCUGGUUAAGCUUUAUAACACUUUAUACAUUCUCAAUCAAGUAUUGAAAGUACUCGCAUCUGUGAAAUUUGGUAGAAGUAAGCCAGCCAUGCAAGAGCGAGCAACGGAUUUGCUCAGAAAAGUAUCGCCAAUUUAUAUCUCACUUGUUAAUGAGUGGAAGGCAUCACCUAGAGAAUUUGAUAUAGCUAAAAUGGAAGUCAGUUACCUAGCAUUGAAAGUAUUAAGUCGAUUGAUGUAUGACGGACAUGAUUAUAUUAACCGGACAGAAGAUACAGUAUCAUUCUUCGGCACCGCUCAGGAACAUUUAAGAUUGUUCCUCGAGUUAUACGACUCACCAUCACAUCAAUUAUUUAAUGAAUUGUUAGCUAAGCUUAUUAAACAAUUGGGAAAAUUAUUUUUACGAUUGUACGACAAACAAGCUUCCUCAUUUGUUCUGGCUGACAAGUCUGCUCAAGUUUUGGAGAUCUAUUUAUCUGUGAUCAUUUCUAAGGCACCUUUCUUAUAUCGACCUCAAGCUGACGAUGAUAAUGAUGAUGGAAGUUCGAAAGAGAUGUAUGAGAGAGUUGUCGUACAGGGUCUCGAACUACUACAGGGAAUGAUCAAGAUAGCAGAUAAAUCACCUGCGACAAGCGUUCGUGGGAGAACUGAGCAGGACAGAUUCGAAGCUAACGAAGCUCGAACUCUGCUGAAAUCUCAUAUUUUAACGAAAGACCUCCUUUCUAAUUUGUUGGAUACAGUUCUCCGUUGGUAUUUCAGAUUAAGCUACACGGAUCUUGAAAAUUGGUCGUCUGACCCGGAAGAAUUCUUUAUUGAUGAAUCUGAAAUGGUAGUUUCUCCAACGAAAAUUAGGCCGAUUGCAGUUGGACUUUACCAGACAAUGCUGAUGGCAUACAAAGAUGAUUUAACUGGUCAAGUGCUGCAUUUUAUAGAGCGCACUUUGACUAUUGAAGAUGAUAGUCUAGAUGCAGUUUUAAUUAAAGACACUGCACUACAGGCGUUUGAAAAUGGUAGUGGCAGUUUCGGAGACGUGUGUGAUUUUGUAUCGAUGUUCAGGACAAUAUUAGCACCACAAGCCCUUGUGACCUCACCGGACCAGUACAGGAUUAUCCGGAGAAGACUAUGUCUAGUUUUCCCAGAAUGGAUUUAUCUGAUAACCGACCAGGGAAUACUUGUGGAUGUAUACAAGAUAUUGUCAGGAUUUCUGGACAAGAGUAAUCCUUUAAAUGAUUUGGUUGUACGUCUUUAUGCGAUUCAAUCUUUGCGAUAUUGUGUGGAUAAUUACGAGUUCAAACCUGAUUCUUUUGCCCCUUUUACUGAAGAAGUGUUUACGGCCAUAUUUGAACUUUGUGGAAUUCUGGAGCAUAUAGAGGCUAAGAAUAUUCUUCUCAGUGCCUUGUCAGUCAUGUUUGAUCAAUUAGGAUCGGUUGUCGUGCCUUACAUAGAUGGAGUUUUGCGGCUUCUACCCCCACUCUGGGAGGACUCAACUGAUAACUAUAUCAUUAAUGGAGUCAUUCUUCAGACUCUAACAAAUAUUAUUGCUGCUGCCAAGGAGAAAUCUACAAGCUGUUAUCCAAUGGCAAUACCAGCUAUUCGUGCUUCAAUAGACCCCUCAAGCCCACUAAACGCAUAUUUGUUGGAAGAUGCUUUGCCACUUUGGAAAGCUCUAUUAGAAAAUGCUGGAGAACCAAGUAAUGAAUUGUUUUCUUUAUUACCAGAUCUGUUAACAUCCUUAGAAAAGGGGGAAGAAUUUGCCUCUGUUUUGGAUAUACUUAGGAGUUAUAUAAUUCUGGCUCCACAAACUGUGCUUACAAAUGAAUUCAACUCCAAGCUAUGCUCAAUUUUUGCUUCAUAUAUCUCAGCCAUUGAUCAGAACUCAUUUACAAAACUUAUUGAAAUAGUAGGACUGAUUUCUUUGGUAUUACCGCUGGUGGAUUACGUCCGGCCAUUUUUCGACACACAUCUGUUCGCAGAUAUUCUCAAGGUUCUGUUCGAUGAUGGGGUGGUUACCAUGAUCACGGUGACUCAAAUUUUAAGCGUAUUUUCGAGAAUGGCAUUUCAAAAUUCAUCGCUAUUUUUGGAACUAAUUGAUUCCACUGGCGAAAGUGAUAAAAUACUCAAUUUAUGGAUUACAAAGUUCGACCACAUGGGACAUCCGCGUGAUCGUAAGCUGAAUGGGCUAGGACUUGCUUCUUUGGCAUCCACUGGUAAUCCGAUGGUUCUUUCCAAGUUACCGCAAUUGGUUGAUAUAUGGAGUCAACUUUUAGAUGAGGUUAACGAAGUAGGUGGAGAUUCAGAAGCGUACUACGGUGCGUUUGAAUACGUUCAUCCUGGUGAUGAGCCUUCUCCAGAACAGAAACGUUUAAAGCUACUUUCAUCAUCUAGGGAUCCUGUCCACAGUAUUUCAGCACUUGACGCCAUAAAAUCAACACUACACAGGUUGAGUGACUUACCACCAGAGCAUCGUUUAUACAUCGAGGCAAUGGAUGCAAAAGUCCUGGCAGCUAUAAACUCCAUUCUAGAGCGUUGA
Messenger RNA from Sugiyamaella lignohabitans, 2961 nucleotides. It is a transcript of the gene KAP120, whose product is annotated as Kap120p. Gene Ontology annotation, cellular component: nuclear envelope; cytosol. Gene Ontology annotation, molecular function: small GTPase binding. Gene Ontology annotation, biological process: protein import into nucleus. The transcript has a single exon. Bases 1 to 2961 code for a protein of 986 amino acids. Lineage: Eukaryota; Fungi; Ascomycota; Dipodascomycetes; Dipodascales; Trichomonascaceae. The record is from RefSeq and is a predicted model, not a curated record.